AUGGAAAACUUCCCGGCAUCUCCAUUCCCAGAGUGGCCCCGUGCCAUGGCCCUGACCCUGGGGCUGCUGCUGGCCCUGCUGGGCUGUGCCACGGCCCGGGAGGAGGCCUGGCAAGGCUGGAAGAGUCUCUAUGCCAAAGAAUACCCGGGGGUAGCUCCUGCUCCCCGCAGGGAGAGCUGGGAGCAGAACCUGCGCCACAUCCAGCAGCACAGCCGGGAGGAGUCGCGGGGGGAGCACAGCUACCACCUGGCCAUGAACCACCUCGGGGACCUGACGAACCAGGAGUUCAAUGAACUCACGAACGGCUCCAUCCCGGUGCAGAGGGAGAGGGAGGAGCCAGCACGGCCGUUCCCAGCCUCGGCAGCCCUGAAAGCCCCGGUGAACGUGGACUGGAGGGCCGAGGGCUACGUGACACCCGUAAAAUCCCCGGUGGGCACAGGCUGGGAGCCCAGCCAGGGCUGUGGCAUCCGGGCAGCAGCAGCUCUGCGCUGCUCCCGAGCCCUGUCCCCUGAUUUUGCAGCUGAGAGCAGCACCGGGGGGUCAGAGCAUCCCUCCGGUGGGCUUGGGGGCGAUGCCGUGACCCCACUCUGCUGUCCCCACCUCCCCGGGGGGACUGCGGCGGGGGCCCUGGAGGGGCUCACGUUCAGGCGGAUGGGGAAGCUGAGCGAGCAGAACCUCAGGGACUGCAGCCAGCAGCGGGGCCGCAGAGGGGCCGCGCUCAGAGGCCUUCCGCUACGCGCGGGACAACGGCGGGCUCGGCUCCUGCACGGGCACGGGGAGGGACGGGCGAGCCCGGAAUGGGGCAGAGCCUGCUGCUGGCACUGCCCCGGUGCCGCUCUCCCUCUCUCAGGACACCUCGGGCUGCCGGUACGGCUCCCGGUACAGGGCAGGGCUGCCACCCGCUCCGGCUUGAGGACGGUGCCCCGGGGCAGCGAGGCGGCCCUGACGCGGGCGGCGGCAGCCGUGGGCCCUGUGCGGUGGUAG
Messenger RNA from Pyrgilauda ruficollis (rufous-necked snowfinch), 984 nucleotides. Its product is annotated as procathepsin L-like. NCBI's taxonomy places the organism in Eukaryota, Metazoa, Chordata, Aves, Passeriformes, Passeridae. The record is from RefSeq and is a predicted model, not a curated record.